Microplitis mediator is the source of this 1275-nucleotide messenger RNA. Its product is annotated as enoyl-CoA hydratase domain-containing protein 3, mitochondrial. The record is from RefSeq and is a predicted model, not a curated record. Gene Ontology annotation, cellular component: mitochondrion. Gene Ontology annotation, molecular function: hydro-lyase activity. Lineage: Eukaryota; Metazoa; Arthropoda; Insecta; Hymenoptera; Braconidae. The transcript has 6 exons. Bases 112 to 1017 code for a protein of 301 amino acids.
GAUUUUGAAUUAUCAAUUAUCGUUAUCAUUUAAAAAAAAAAGCGAUUUGAAUAAAAUAGAAAGUAAAUAAAAAUAUUUAUAGGUGGCGAUAAUAGUAAUAACGUUGUCGCGAUGUCACGGACGUACAAUUUGUUGACAGGACGCAAUUAUUUACCAGUUUUCAAGGCGGGAAAAGAGUUUGCGAGGUCUUAUGUUGCUAAUACGACAUUCGAGAGCGAAAAAUAUGUUGAGAGCGACGAAACAAAUGGGGUCAGAACGAUAACUCUGAGCCAUAAUGCCUCUAGAAAUUCUUUGUCUUUGGAAAUGAUGAAAAUUUUAACAUGGAAUUUAGACCGUGAUGCUGAUAAAGAAUCACUGAGAGCGAUUGUUAUUGCAGCAGCACCUGGAAAGAUAUUUUCAGCAGGCCAUAAUUUAAAAGAACUCACAACAGCAAAAGGUAACAAACAUCACUAUGAAGUAUUUGAAACUGCUUCAAAUUUAAUGAAAUCAAUAGCCAACUCACCUGUUCCUGUCAUUGCUGCCGUCGAUGGUCUAGCAGCAGCAGCCGGAUGUCAACUCGUCAGUUCUUGCGAUAUUGUUAUUUGUACCGAAAGAAGUACUUUUUCUACACCUGGAGCAAACUUCGGAAUCUUUUGUUCAACUCCAGGGAUACCAUUAGUACGUAACGUUCCUACAAAAGUAGCAUCACAUAUGUUGUAUACCGGCCUCCCUUUAUCUGCUCAGGAAGCUUACAAUGCUGGGCUUGUCAGCAAAGUCGUGUCUAAUGAUCAACUUUCUGAAGAGAUAAAAAAAACAACUGAUGCAAUCAAAGCCAAAAGCCGAUCGGUAGUACAGUUGGGAAAGAAAUUUUUGUUCGAACAACAAGAACUUGAUCUUUGCUCGGCUUACUACUACGGUACUGAAAUAAUGCUGCAGAAUUUGGAACUGAAAGACGCCCAGGAAGGAAUUAAAAGUUUUAUUGAAAAACGUAAACCUGUUUGGAGCAACAAGUUCGAUAAAGACGAAGAUAUUAAUUGAAUAUUAACGGAUUAACUUCUGGGUACAAAUUUUUCAAUCAGAAGUUUUCAAAAUAUUUUUUAAUACACGAAGUCUUACUGCCAAGGCUGUGAUAAUUGAAAUUAAUUAUAAAUAUUUAUUGUUAGUCUGUACAAAUAAUUAUCGCGAUUUGUUUAUUGGAAUUUCAAGUCCAUCAAACAAAGUUUAGAUUAAAAUUUAUUUUUCAACGAGAGAUUAAAAAAUAAUAAAAAUAUUCGAGAAGAUCGAGUGGGAAUUUAA